Hyaena hyaena (striped hyena) is the source of this 4150-nucleotide messenger RNA. It is a transcript of the gene DPY19L4, whose product is annotated as dpy-19 like 4. The record is from RefSeq and is a predicted model, not a curated record. Lineage: Eukaryota; Metazoa; Chordata; Mammalia; Carnivora; Hyaenidae. Gene Ontology annotation, molecular function: mannosyltransferase activity. Bases 169 to 2340 code for a protein of 723 amino acids. The transcript is spliced from 19 exons. Gene Ontology annotation, cellular component: nuclear inner membrane.
GCCCGGGGGGACGCGGUUGGCGGCGACACCGGAGGGGGGCGAGUCAGGAAGUGGGGGCGCGGCGGCCGGGAGCGGUCCUGGGGCUGCCGAGGGGCUCGGCGACGCGGAGGACCGGAGACUCCGGGCCGCUCGGGAGCCUGAAGGGGCACCCGGGCCUCCGCGGACACGAUGGCGGAGGAAGAAGGACCAACUGUAGAACUGCGCCAAAGAAGAAAGCUGAAGUCUUCAGAAAAUAAGGAAUCUGCCAAAGAAGAAAAAAUUAGUGAUACUCCAAUUCCUGAAAGAGCUCCAAAACAUGUAUUAUUUCAGCGCUUUGCAAAGAUUUUCAUUGGCUGUCUUGCAGCAGUUACUAGUGGUAUGAUGUAUGCUCUCUAUUUAUCAGCAUACCAUGAACGGAAAUUCUGGUUUUCCAACAGGCAGGAACUCGAACGAGAAAUCACAUUUCAAGGUGACAGUGCCAUUUAUUAUUCUUAUUAUAAAGAUAUGUUAAAAGCGCCUUCAUUUGAAAGAGGUGUUUAUGAAUUGACACACAAUAACAAAACUGUAUCUCUGAAGACUAUAAAUGCAGUGCAGCAAAUGUCUCUAUAUCCAGAACUUAUCGCCAGUGUUUUAUACCAAGCAACUGGUAGCAAUGAGAUUAUUGAGCCAGUAUAUUUCUAUAUUGGUAUUGUUUUUGGAUUGCAAGGAAUAUACGUUACUGCUUUAUUUGUUACAAGUUGGCUUCUGAGUGGAACAUGGCUGGCAGGGAUGCUUACUGUUGCAUGGUUCAUUAUUAACAGGGUAGAUACAACAAGAAUUGAAUACUCCAUUCCUUUAAGAGAAAACUGGGCACUGCCAUACUUUGCAUGCCAAAUUGCUGCACUUACAGGCUAUUUAAAAAGCAACUUAAAUACAUAUGGAGAGAGGUUUUGCUACUUGUUGAUGAGUGCUUCAACUUACACAUUUAUGAUGAUGUGGGAGUACAGCCACUAUCUCUUAUUUCUUCAAGCAAUAUCUCUAUUCUUGCUAGAUAGUUUUUCACUGGAGCAAAGUGAGAAGGUUCAUGAAGUUUAUAAAAUCUAUAUAUUUUCUCUCUUUCUGGGAUAUUUACUGCAGUUUGAGAAUUCAGCUUUAUUGGUGUCUCCUUUAUUAAGUUUAGUAGUAGCCUUAAUGCUUGCUAAGUGCCUUCAGCUGAAUGUGAAGAAAGGAACUUUUAUAGCUAAAAUAAUGAAAGUGAUUAAUUUUUACUUGGUGUGCACUCUGACAGUGACAUUGAAUAUUAUAAUGAAGAUGUUUGUCCCACACAAAGAAAAUGGGCACAUGCUGAAAUUCCUUGAAGUAAAAUUUGGACUAAAUAUGACUAAGAAUUUUACCAUGAAUUGGCUCCUAUGUCAAGAAUCCCUUCAGGCACCAUCUCAAGAUUUUUUUUUGCGAUUGACACAGUCUUCUUUAUUGCCUUUCUACGUUUUAGUGUUAAUUAUUUGUUUUCUUUCUAUGAUGCAAGUUAUAUUUAGGAGAAUUAAUGGCAAGUCCUUGAAAGAAACUAUUACUCUGGAAGAUGGACGAAUUGGAGGAAGGCCAGAAAUAAUUUAUCAUGUGAUUCACACUAUUUUAUUGGGCUCUCUUGCAAUGGUUAUAGAAGGCUUGAAAUACCUCUGGACUCCUUAUGUAUGCAUGUUAGCAGCAUUCGGUGUAUGUUCUCCUGAACUUUGGAUGACACUUUUCAAGUGGCUUCGAUUACGAACGGUACAUCCAGUAUUAUUGGCCCUUAUUCUGAGCAUGGCUGUGCCCACUAUAAUAGGUCUCAGCUUAUGGAAAGAGUUUUUUCCAAGAUUAAUGACAGAACUAAUGGAACUACAAGAAUUUUAUGACCCAGAUACAGUGGAACUUAUGACCUGGAUAAAGAGGCAAGCUCCAGUUGCAGCUGUGUUUGCAGGGAGUCCACAGUUAAUGGGUGCAAUUAAGUUAUGCACUGGAUGGAUGGUGACCAGCUUGCCUCUUUAUAACGAUGAUGAUCUUCUUAAGAGAAAUGAAAAUAUCUAUCAAAUCUAUUCAAAGCGAUCUGCUGAAGAUAUUUAUAAAAUACUGACAUCCUACAAGGCUAAUUACCUUAUUGUAGAGGAUGCUAUCUGCAAUGAGGUGGGAACCAUGAGAGGCUGUAGGGUUAAAGACUUAUUAGACAUUGCAAACGGCCACGUGGUUUGUGAAGAAGGUGACAAGUUAACCUACUCAAAAUAUGGGCGAUUUUGUCAUGAAGUCAAAAUUAACUAUUCUCCAUAUGUGAAUUACUUCACUAGAGUAUACUGGAACAGAUCCUACUUUGUAUAUAAAAUCAACACUGUGAUAUCCUUUCAGUCUUGAAAAUAGCAGAGUCUUCACUUCAAAGACGUAUCACUUGAAGUAAAAUGUGGUUUUCUUCUGCCUACAUAGUAUCUUUUGGAAAUCAGAGUAUGGACAUUUGAAAUGUUGCUGCUGCCUUUCCCCUUCUGCUGUUAACUGUAUCCAGAGUUCUGCAAGAAUACAGCAUCAAGCAUUACUGUCCUUUGGUAAAAUGUCAAAUCUGCCACAAUAGGUGUUUUCCUUAUCAUUACAUGGUCUUUAAAUACCUUAUCUUCUCAACUAUUGUAAAAUUACCCUCAUAAAUCUUCAUUCUGUCAUAUCAUAGGUCUUGAAUUUAAAUAUAUUCAAAGUCAGAGUAUAUUUCUCAGACAUAACAUUUAAUAAAUAAUACCGUUCAAUGUCAUAUAAUAAUAGACUAGAAGGAAAGAACUCUUCUUACCUUGAUUCAAAGCAGUUUUUGAAGGUAUUCAUGGUUUAUAAUAGAAUUGAAAUAUUACAAUAAAAAUUUAAAUGUUAGCUGAAAACUGACAUUUAAGUUAAAAUGUGUAAAUUGUGUAAAGGAACAUGAUCUUGAAGGAUAUACACAUAAGGAUAUAUCCAGAAUUUCCAUGAUUCUGCUCUCCUCACCUGCUGCUUAUAUAAAUGUGCACUUUCUUAGUAAUAUAGAGGAUAUAAUACUGCAUUUUAUUAUUUUACAACUAUUAACUGGCCACCUUUUUUCACUUAUACCCAUAAAGUUAAUACCAAUUUAAUCAUGAUAAAACAGUAACUCUUGUUACCUAAAUAUUUUUUGAAAUAGACAUUUAAAACAAUGUUUUUAAGGUUUUUAAAAGGUAUAGAAUGGGGUAUACACUCUCUUCACAUAUUUUCUACUGAAGUAUUAAGUAAAAAAUUAAAUCUUUCAGAAUAAGAGUAUUCUGAUAUUAAUGACUAAAAUGACAUAACACUAAAACAAUUUCUGGAGAUAUGGGCAGAUGCUAUUAAAUAUACGUCUGCAUGCAGAUAUGUUUAUUAUUAAACACAAAUGCUAUUAUUUACGAAACUAUAGUACAGUCUUCAACAUUAAGAACAAAAUGACAGUUCUAAUAAAAUUUACAGCAGUUUCACAAUCUGAAUAUUAUGUUCCUUUAGGUUAAAUGUUUUCAUAUUUUUAACCAUUUAUUAAAAGAAAUUCUUAAAUGAUUAGUUGGCAUAUAAAGAGACUCAGGAUGUAUCAUUUUAAUAAGAUGGGAUGCAUGUUUAGUUUUACCUUAUGCAUAUGUUUAGUGAAUAGAUUUUUUAAAUUUUCACUUGUUAGAGUGCUGUAAAAUUGCAGUUUCAGUACUCUGAAAUACUACUUUAGAAGGGAGCAUCUUUUCAUUAUCAUUAUUUUCUGGUAUAUAUAUGUGGGUCUUUUUUUUUUUAAAGUACAAAAGCACAUGCACUCUUAGACUAGCUCUAGGAUGCUUUGCUUUUUUAGAGCUUCAGAAUUGUUUGAUGGCAGUGUCAUAUAUCUGGUGCACUAGUUUUAUUUGGUUCUCUUUUCAUGCUUUUAUAUAAUUUUUAAUAAUUAUAUUAACAUUUCAAGGCAGGGCAUUACAGGUUCUCUGCACAUCUUAAUAGUGAGUCACUAGUAUUUAACUUCAAGCCUUAUGAAAAUAUUACUAUGGUUACCUAAGUACACAACAAAGGAUCACCUGGUAGUCCUUGUGAUUAGAGCAUGUAAAACAGUGUGACUUCAAGGUUAACUUGCAUAUGUUGAAAGGGAAAUAGAAUAACCUAUGUAGCAUGAAAUAUUUAGUUGAAUUUUUAUCGAUUUAUAUUAUCAAAUAUAAUCACAUUAGUUUUUUGA